AUGGACCAUUUACUCAAGGGUCUAUUUCGCACACUUGAAGUCUUCAACUUCAUGGAUUGGGCCUUAGGAGCUCUAGCAAAAAGAGCGCAAGAUCCGGAGUUCGUGACUAUGGAGCAAAAUGGAGAGGAAGUGAGCAUUUUCAUCUGUGAUUCAAAGGAUGGUAAUACCACACAUCUAGACGUUGCUAAAAGUGCCAUAAAGCGUUUAAAAACCUUGAGACAUCCCUGCAUUCUCACCUAUGUUGACAGUUUAGAGAGCGAUAAAUUAGUAUAUUUAGUAACAGAGCCAGUCACACCUUUUGUUAUCAUGGCUUAUCAAAAGAAAGUAAUUCUUAACCAGGCUCAGCGUAGUACUGCUCUUUCUUGGGGCUUGUUUCAAGUAACGAAAGGUCUAAGUUUUUUGAACAAUGAUGGCAAAUUAAUCCACUACAAGUGUGGAAGUAGUGUAUUUGUGACACCUGGUGGAGAAUGGAAAUUAGGUGGGGUAGAAUAUGCAAAUCCUGAUUCAUCGGUCUUCCCGGUAAAAAUUUUACCUCAAACUCGAUGUCUACAUCCACCCGAGACUGAUCCUUCGAGAAUGCGUACAACAACAAAGUGGGCAGCAGAUAUGUGGGGUCUUGGUUGUCUCAUAUGGGAAGCUUUUAAUGGCUUGCUUGAUCAGAGCUUUUCUCUUAAAACUACAUCAAAGAUACCGAAAACCUUGGUAGGAACAUACACACAAUUGGUUGGUGCAAAUCCGGCAGCCCGUCCUAACCCACAAACUGUAGUUGACAAUCUGAGGCAACCGGGAAACUAUUUUCACAAUGACCUGAUUGAGACGCUACUGUUUCUAGAAGAAAUUCAAAUUAAGGAUGCCACUGAGAAACAGAAGUAG
Macrobrachium nipponense is the source of this 873-nucleotide messenger RNA. Its product is annotated as N-terminal kinase-like protein. Lineage: Eukaryota; Metazoa; Arthropoda; Malacostraca; Decapoda; Palaemonidae. Gene Ontology annotation, biological process: protein phosphorylation. The record is from RefSeq and is a predicted model, not a curated record. Gene Ontology annotation, molecular function: protein kinase activity; ATP binding.